AUGAAACUUGCAUUCAAUUCUUCCCCUCAAACACAGCCUGCUCUCAACACCCUCACUAUGUCUUGCCAGAUCUACUCUCGAAACUGCAGCUCAGGCUCCUCCGGAAAUUCCUGCCAUAUCCCUGCCUCCUCCUCCGUUGCCCACUGCUCUACAAAUGUGAGCUGUGGAAAUGCCUUCUGCUUACCCAGCAGCUGUCAAGAUCAUACCUACAUUGAACCAACCAGCUGCCAGCCAACCAACUGUGUGCCCAGCAACUGUGCAACCUCCUGGAGAUCUUCCAGUAUUUACUAUGUACCCAGACCCAGCCUAGGAACCAGUUUUAUUCCUGCUUCUUCCUGUGUUUCCAGCUCCUGCCUCCCAGUAUCCUGUAAACCUCCAAGCUAUGUGUCCAGCAGUUGCCGUCCGCAGAACACCGUGAUCAAUACUUGCCAACCCAUUGGUAGCGUGCUCAGUGCCUACCGCCCUUUGACCUCUCUGCCCAGCAGCUGUCGACCCCAGAGCCUCCUCACUUAUGGAUGCCAACCCGGAGGUUACUUGGCCUGUGGUCCUCAAGCAGUUCAUAUCAUCUCCAGCAGCCCAAGACCUCUGCAGCCUCCAUCCAGCAGCUGUCAACCUGUGACCCAUGUGUAUGGCACAUGUCAUCCAUCUUGCUCUGUCCAGGGAUGCCAGUAG
Messenger RNA from Lepus europaeus (European hare), 672 nucleotides. Its product is annotated as keratin-associated protein 26-1. The coding region runs from base 1 to 672 and encodes 223 amino acids. Gene Ontology annotation, cellular component: keratin filament. Lineage: Eukaryota; Metazoa; Chordata; Mammalia; Lagomorpha; Leporidae. Gene Ontology annotation, molecular function: structural molecule activity. The transcript has a single exon. The record is from RefSeq and is a predicted model, not a curated record.